Molecule: messenger RNA, 1344 nt
Organism: Schizosaccharomyces cryophilus OY26
Lineage: Eukaryota; Fungi; Ascomycota; Schizosaccharomycetes; Schizosaccharomycetales; Schizosaccharomycetaceae
Product: transcription factor TFIID complex subunit Taf3
Exons: 1
Coding region: 82-549 (155 amino acids)
Molecular function (GO): protein heterodimerization activity
Source: RefSeq, a predicted model, not a curated record
GCUCUGGUCACCCACAAGCACGAUUUGGAGAAAAACGCGAAACCCCUUUAUUUACGCGUUUCUACGGUUACAAAGGAUCUCAUGGAAGGAUCACCCAAAAACGACAUUUACUUUUGUCUUAUGCGAGUGUUUUGCUCGCAAACACUGCGUGCAGCUGGCCUUGAUCGUACGAAAGUGUCCCUGUUGGAUUCGUUUACAGAUAUAAUGAUUCGUUAUAUCCAACUGCUUUCCGAAACGACAAUGGCAGAAGCAGAAGUGAGUAGAAAACCAAAUUGCGACCUGCAGGACUUUCGCCUUGCUCUUGAAGAAGUGGGCUUGCUCGAUGGUACAGAAGAGGAUGUGAAGGCGUUUAUUGAAUGGUUCCAUGGACCUCAAAUGGACGAAUAUAGACGUGUAGCAGGGUUCCAGCCAGCCACAGAAACACAGACAAAGCCUAAAGAUUGGUUGACGAACCUUGUGCAAAAACAAGUGCGUGUUAGCGGUCCCGAGCGAUUUCAAGACACCAUAUUUUCCUCUGCAGUUCAAAACAACCCUUCACAUCCUACAUAAGAUGGUUCUAUCUCACGAAAUGGCUUUAUACUUUAUUUUGAACAUCUGUUCUGGUCCUUCGAGAAAGUCUCUUACCGGAAUGGAGUGUCUUUUUAUUGAACCCAAAGGUUUCUAUUAUAUAUUUUCCAAAUUUGAGAUUAAACGAUGAAUGAAGUGCUGGCUUUGGAUCUUUGUAUUUGGAACAGAAGUCGUCCUGAUGGAAAAGCCGGGGUUUGCUUUUUUUUUUUUAAGGAUUUGGUCUAUUAGAAUACGUAAAUUCAUGGCCGCAUAAAAAACGGUAUUUAUUUAUUAAUAUUUCUUUCCAAUUGGUUUUGAUUGGCUUACAAGACGGAUCUGGAAAAGGCUUCAGUAUUAAACAUUCAUUUGUUGAUUCUAGCAGCAGUCAUUGCUGGUUUUCCCCAUUUUUCUUUAAACUCUAUGAUCUCUUACCAGGGAAAUUUGGGAAUCUCAUAGGAGAUCCGUCGUCAGCUCUCAAAAGGUUCAUCCUUGUUUUUAUGUACCAAAACUCACAAGUGUGUAUCAAAUUGUGCGAAGCAUAAAGGGAAUCUUUUUCGUCCAGAAUUCAUUCACCGUUGCAUGACUGUUUUCUCAUCAUAAGGCCAUCCUUGUUCUCUUCAUGUCAUGCUUUCAUCUUUGUACUUUACCCUUUUUUGCCAAGCUAACUGCAUUAGCAUUCUAAACCCUUAGUCAGAGACAAAACUUUUAUACAUAUCCGUCUUCAGCCAAACAAUAUUUCCGAAAAAGUAGACCAUAGUAAGCAAUCCAACAAGAAAUUCUAAAUAGAUACAUAAGCGU